Messenger RNA from Daucus carota subsp. sativus, 2062 nucleotides. RefSeq lists its product as uncharacterized. The transcript is spliced from 5 exons. Lineage: Eukaryota; Viridiplantae; Streptophyta; Magnoliopsida; Apiales; Apiaceae. Bases 450 to 803 code for a protein of 117 amino acids. The record is from RefSeq and is a predicted model, not a curated record.
CUAUUAUUAGAAUACUAGUAAUAAAGUUGUUCCUUAAUUUAGACGAUUCUUUAUUACUUAACAUAGUUCGUAUUAUCUGUUUUGUUUUAACUAUGCCAGUGCUGUAUGUGUGUAUGUGCAUGUUUUUAGUGUUGGAAUGAUUCUUUUUAAGUUUUGCAAUAUUUAGGUUGUUUUGUUACCGGGGUUUCUAGUAAAGGUGAAAUCUUUGAUUAAUUUGGGCUUCUUUAGAGAUACUGGUUGCUAUCUUUCAUGAAAUAUUUGAUAAAUUUUUCUACAGUGGGAAGCUUUUUCAGCUUGUUGAGUAGUUACGCUUUAGUUGUUUUGAUUUGUAUUCUAUUUUAUUGAUUUUGAUUGUUAGGGUUUUGAUUUUUUAAUUCUCUGUGUAUUGAAUUUAAUUUGGGAGUUUCAUGUAUUCAUUCUAAUUAUGAAAUUUACUUUAUGUAGGCAAGAUGAUUCUUGUCGACAAAAAGUUGAUUACUGACGGUAUCAAGAACGGGGAGAAGUAUCAAAUCUACCCUGAGGAUGUCGACAUCAGUAGAGUUCCUAGGAUUUUUCACAGCUCCUGUGCUAAUGGUCAUGUGUUCUACAACUUUCCUCAAGAUGAUCGUGAACAAUUAAAAAUGCUAGGGCAACCGAGAUCAUUUCGAGGACCGCGUGUACAACGCCAUUUUGGCGAUGAUGAUGAGUCCAGUCGAGGUGAGGUGAGUGCAUCCAAACGACGUGAGGUAUAUCGCGUGGUCGUGGAAGCUAACAGAGUUACAGUGGAGGAUUGCCUUAAACUACUCGAAGGAAUUGACUGGUAAAAUUAUCUUGUUCUUUAAGGGUUAUUUUAUUUAUAUUUUUAUGUGAUGGUUGGUAUUGCCUGAUUUUCUCUUUUAUCUACAAAUUUUGUAUAGCAAAAGUAUUGCAUGCUCUGUGCAAAAAGCCAAUCUUUUCUUUGCUGAGUUGAACAAGGAUGAUGCUACAAGGCUCAAAGAUUCGAAUGGAGUUGUGCGGGUAUAUCCGCGUCCAAGAGUUAUGAUUAAGCAUUGAUGUCCCUGAAACUUGAUGUCUGGAAAAUUUUAAUGUGUAUGAUGUCUUUUUAAGUUUGGGAAAAGGUUACCUUGAUGAGCGGAACCUUUUAUGUGACAUUUUGACACUUAAGGAACGAGGAUAUUAACUACUAAGUGCUUGUUUGGUACACCAUGGGAAAUGGGAAUUGACUUGCUAAAUUUUAUACUUCGUGUAAAUAAAGUGUUCUUGGGAAGUGCUGUUUUUUUUUUUUUUGGUUGAUAGUAAGUAAUUUAGACUUCCUGGUUAUUCAUUUCUCAUUACAUGCUCUGUUUAACAAGUCCACUUCCUAUGUGAUAUGUCAAAUUACUAACAUCAAUUUAACCUCAAGGAUAACUUUGCUAUUUGUUCUUUCUUUUAGUUGUAUGGUUCUUCUUGAAUCUUGAUUUAUUAAUUAAUUUAAAGGUGUCUACUGAUCCAGUGAGUACUAGGCAUGUUUGAGGGUUGAGAAGGUCAAGAGUUGUCGUCGUUCAGCAUUGCUCAGUAUGGGUCUCUAAAACUCAGUCGUGUCGUGUCAUCUUCCUGAGUCGUGUCAUCUUCCUGUUGCAGCGGUUAUUUGUUACCAUGCCUUCUGAUUUGUGUCAAGUUAUUGUAUUAACUAUAUUUAUGUGGCCUUUAUGGAUCCUUUUAUCAGCAACAUUUGUGUCUGCCCAGUUUGUUCAUGAUAGAAGAAAAAAUGAAAAUUAAGGGAAUGAAAAAAGUUUAAAGUCAAACAUUAACAUAUUGUUCAGAUAAAGUACUGUUCUCUGGAGAUAUAGUUAUAUCUACAUGAGUAUAAAACCAAGCAGAGGUGAACAUACAGAGAACUAGUAAUAUUACAAGAUGCUUACCUGCUACACUCUUGGCAAAAUCGUUCUAGAUCUCCUACCACCUUUGAACAUUUGGAAUGACUUUCACAAACUCUAUGUUUCCAGUGAUACUCUUUUGCUGAUGAAAGAUACAGGUUGCAGUUUUCAACCUGGCAUUGUGGAGUAGGUGCUGUUUGACAAGGUGGUCUCAGUUUCUUUGCAGU